CCGCGCCCGGCCAUGAGUUACGAUCGCGCCAUCACCGUCUUCUCGCCCGACGGCCACCUCUUCCAAGUGGAGUACGCGCAGGAGGCCGUGAAGAAGGGCUCCACCGCGGUCGGUGUUCGUGGCCGUGACAUUGUUGUCCUCGGGGUGGAGAAGAAGUCCGUGGCCAAGCUGCAGGAUGAAAGGACAGUGCGGAAGAUCUGCGCUCUGGACGACAAUGUGUGCAUGGCCUUCGCAGGCCUCACCGCGGAUGCCAGGAUUGUCAUCAACAGGGCCCGGGUGGAGUGCCAGAGUCACCGGCUGACAGUGGAGGACCCGGUCACUGUGGAAUACAUCACUCGCUACAUCGCCAGUCUGAAGCAGCGUUACACACAGAGCAAUGGACGCCGGCCAUUCGGCAUCUCUGCCCUCAUCGUGGGCUUUGACUUCGAUGGCACACCCCGGCUCUAUCAGACCGAUCCUUCGGGCACGUACCACGCCUGGAAGGCAAAUGCUAUUGGCCGAGGGGCCAAGUCAGUGCGGGAAUUCCUUGAGAAGAACUACACGGACGAGGCUAUUGAGACGGAUGACCUGGCCAUCAAGCUGGUCAUCAAGGCCCUCCUGGAGGUGGUCCAGUCAGGCGGCAAAAACAUCGAGCUGGCAGUCAUGCGACGAGACCAGCCCCUCAAGAUUUUAAAUCCUGAAGAAAUUGAAAAAUAUGUUGCUGAGAUUGAAAAGGAGAAAGAAGAAAAUGAGAAGAAAAAACAGAAGAAAGCAGCUUCAUGAUGA
Molecule: messenger RNA, 765 nt
Organism: Elephantulus edwardii (Cape elephant shrew)
Lineage: Eukaryota; Metazoa; Chordata; Mammalia; Macroscelidea; Macroscelididae
Gene: PSMA7
Product: proteasome (prosome, macropain) subunit, alpha type, 7
Exons: 7
Coding region: 13-762 (249 amino acids)
Biological process (GO): ubiquitin-dependent protein catabolic process
Cellular component (GO): nucleus; proteasome core complex; proteasome core complex, alpha-subunit complex
Source: RefSeq, a predicted model, not a curated record